AUGGCCUCUCGGCGGAUCACACGGGAGACGUUUGAUGCUGUAGUGCAGGAGAAAGUUAAAAGGUACCGGAUGGAGCGGGGUGACACCAUGGAGGACACGAUCCACCCUUUUAAAGCUCAUUCAAGGCCUGUCCCAAGACCAAGAUAUGAAGGCAGUUUCCAUGAUGAUGGAAGAUACGCUCAUGACAACGCCCAGCACCAUCCACACAACGACUGGAGUGAAGAUGCCAGAGAUGAUUAUCCAGGACCUUCUUACAGACCAACUAGUCCUCUCAUAAGGAAAGAGAACUAUUACCACGAACAGUAUGGACACCCGGUGUCUCGUGACUGGGAAUUUGUUCACCCAGCAUCCCAUGACCGGGAAUAUGGGCGUCCAGCUUCCCAUGACCGGGAAUAUGGGCGCCCAGCACCUCACAAUCAGGAGUACGGGCGCCCAGCUUCCCACGACCGGGAAUACGGACACCCAACUUCCCAUGACCGGGAGUAUGGGGGCUUGGCUUCUCAUGACCAGGACUAUGGUCCUUCUGACUCUUGGGAAUCUACUGGACCACAUGAAAGUGAUUUUAGUUCUUCAGAUAUUUUAGGUGAUUUUAGAUCACCAGGACUCAUGGAAGGUGAAUAUGGCAACAUGGAAAACCAGGAGUAUGAUGUGGACUUUGGAAUUCAAUCUGACAGCGGGGAGUUCCGACCCCCAAUACGGAGGGGCAGCCUUAUCAGGGGAAGAGUUCUGAGAGGAAAACGUAUUACAAGGGGUGUUCUUAAAACUAAAGUAUUCAAAGCAGAGAUCAAAACUCCCCUAAAGAAAUGGAACACUAAAAAACUGCCCCCGGGCCCUGAUCAGAAGCCAGCUCUGCAACCUGAUCAAAUGCCAGAUGCUGCUGAACGCCCCAACCAGAGGCCGCUGACCCUCCAACGCCCUAAUCAGAAGUUGCCACCACGACCUAAUCAGAGGCCAACUAUAACAACCCAGAGACCUAUUCUCAGGCUGCCAAAACCUGCUCAUGUUUUCAGAAAUCUCACUUUUGACCUUGUGGAUAAAUCAGACAUUUUUUCAACGUUUGGAAUAGAAAUUAUAAAAUGGGCUGGGUUUCACGCGAUAAAAAACGACGCAGAAUUUUCCCGCCUUUUUGGAGCUCUCUUUGAACUAGAGACAGAAACCUGUGCAAAAAUGCUUGCUUCCUUCAAAUGUUCCUUAAAGCCAGAACACAGAGAUUAUUGUUUCUUUACUAUCAAGAGUUUACAACACGCUGCUCUGAAAACUCCCAAAGUGGACAAUGAGUUUUUAAAUAUGUUAUUGGACAAAGGUGCUGUGAAAACAAAGAACUGCUUCUUCGAAAUAAUCAAACCUUUUGAUAAAUACAUCAUGAGGCUACAGGACCGCCUCCUCAAAGGUGUUACACCACUGCUUAUGGCCUGCAAUGCUUAUGAAUUAAGCAUUAAAACGAGUGGUUUUGGUAAUCCAAGAGAAAUGGCAAGUGCUUUUGAGACCACUGUUUCUCUUUGUCGUAAAUCUUUAGCGCUUCUGGGUCAGACCUUUGCGUUAGCAUCUGUUUUCAGGCAAGAGAAAAUACUUGAAGCUGUAGGGCUCCAGGAAAUGGCUCCAGCACCAACAUUAUUCCCAAACUUUGAUGAUUCAACAUUGUUUGGAAGAGAGUACAUUGAAAACUUGAAGGCUUGGUUGGAGAAGAGUGGAUAUCCAAUUCAGAUGAAAAAAACUGAACCAGAGUCCACUGUACAGCUUAAAACACCCUCUCCUGACCCAAAUGUUAAAAUCAGAGAUAAUACAGUGCAUUUUUUUCUUCCUGCAGCCCCACAGCGAGCUGAUCGGAAAGUUGUAGAGACAAUUGAUCAGCUAGUGAACAGCAUUGUUUCAGGAACCUUGUCUGCCAAAGAGAGAAAUGCUCAGAAGAACUGCCCUGAAUAUUGGUUCUUGUCUGAUGAAGAUAGUCUAGAAUACAAGUAUUACAGACUGAAGUUGUCAGAGAUGCAAAGGCGGACGUCGUCUGGAAAGGAAGCGGGUGGUGAGGGCAGAACACUAGAAGAAGCUGCAACAGAAUCAGUCAGGGCCAUGUUGUAUGCCAGGAAAGUUGCAAGUAUUAAGAGAAGGCUAUUUAAAAGAAAAAGGCUUGGAAUUAUCCCACAACAUGGUUUUCGCAGAAGGAAGGUGAGGAGAGCAACCAUAGGGACACAGACUGUGCUUUCAGCUGGUACAGUGCUGAAGCACCAAGACAAACAUCUUCAAGGUUCAGUCCAGUCAGCAUCUUCUGUAUCAGAAACCAACCUGUCUGAGAAGAAUUCUUCCCUUGAUACAACCUCCUCCUCACAGUGUGCCACCAGUUCAGAGAUCUCCCUGCCAGCAGAAGAAAGGGCAGAUUCUGAGGAUUCUUUAGCACCACCUGAACUUUUCCCACCGUUGUCCUCUCAAUUUCCUGAUGUGGAUGCUAAAACAAUGGAAACUGCUGAGAAGCUUGCCAAGUUUGUUGCUCAGGUAGGACCAGAAAUUGAGCAGUUCAGCAUAGACAACAGUGCAGAUAACCCAGAUCUUUGGUUUCUACAGGAUCAAAACAGUUCCGCUUUCAAAUUUUACCGAAUGAAAGUCUAUGAGUUAUGUCCAUCUAUUAACUUCAGUGCUGUGUCAGAAGCAACUGAUGCUGGGGAAAGUGCUAAACCUGGAGAGAGAAAUUUGGAUAUUUCAGAAGAGGAAGAGGAUGAAGAAGAGGAGGAAGAAGAUAAUGAGGAGGAAGCUGAGUUUGAAGAGGAGGCAUCAACUCCUGUUCCUGGUACCCUAUUUCCUCGCAAACGAAUCAGCAGCAAGUCUCUGAAAGUUGGCAUGAUUCCUGCAUCUAAAAGGAUUUGCCUCAUAGAAGAACCAAAAGUGCAUGAACCUGUCCGAAUUGCUUAUGAUAGACCUCGUGGUUGCCCAGUUACAAAGAAGAAGAAGAAACCAAAAGAUUUAGAAUUUUCACACAAGAAACUAACAAACAGGAAUGUGGGUUUCCAGAUGCUUCAGAAGAUGGGCUGGCAAGAAGGACAUGGCCUUGGUACACGAGGAAAAGGAAUCAGAGAGCCUGUAAAAGUGGGUGCUACCUCUGCAGGGGAGGGCUUGGGUGUUGCAGGGGAAGAAAAUAAAGAAGAUGCAUUUGAUGUUUUCCGUCAAAGAAUGAUACAAAUGUACAGGCAGAAAAGAGCAAGUAAAUAG
Molecule: messenger RNA, 3198 nt
Organism: Antrostomus carolinensis (chuck-will's-widow)
Lineage: Eukaryota; Metazoa; Chordata; Aves; Caprimulgiformes; Caprimulgidae
Gene: SUGP2
Product: SURP and G-patch domain containing 2
Exons: 11
Coding region: 1-3198 (1065 amino acids)
Biological process (GO): RNA processing
Cellular component (GO): nucleoplasm
Molecular function (GO): RNA binding
Source: RefSeq, a predicted model, not a curated record